CGAUUAUCCUGAUAAUAGCUGCCCCUUUAACGAUGGUCCUUUAUGGUAUGGCCUGCAAGAAGAUUACUUUCCAGGUUUUUGUUAUGAGCAGGUGGUAUAUUGUCAUCAAAGGAACUUAUUCUAUACUUACUUUAUUGAAACCGGGAUUCUGGCCUUUGAUGUGGAGCGCAACAGGGGCCGGGCAACUAAAAAGGUCUUUCAGUUCAAGGCAGAAUACAUUCACUCUCAACUCAAGCGUCAUUUCGAGGCAUAUAGAGAUGAAGGAGGUGAAGAGGUAACAAAUUACCUCAAGCGUGUGAGAGCAAUGUGUAUUCGGACUAUGUAUUUAGUCACCCUUGACAACGGUGACCUUUUGCUACUUGUCAGGUACUUCUGUGGACGUUAUCACGAGGCGAAGACUCUCCACUUUGAUGUCUUCAGAGUGGUGUAUCCAGGCCAGCUUGAGUGGGUACGCUCCCUCCAGGACAGAGCGAUCUUCAUCGGAACAAAUCAAGCUUUCUCUAUUAAGGCUGCUGAUUACUCUGGUGUUAGGCCUAACUCUAUCUAUUUUACUUAUGGGAUUGAAAGUUACGAUAUGGGCAUUUUCACCCUCAAGGACCGCAUUAUCACCCCUUUUAACAUUACCCGCAAUAAGGGACAGGAAAAGGUUCCAUUCUUGUGGGUUGCACCAGCUUCACAACAGGUUCUUGAUAAUAGCAAGGGUGGUAUCAUAUACGAACAAUCUCGCUUCGAGGACCAAAUUAAAGACAUUGUUAAUUAGCAAAAUGCUAUUCUAGCUGAUUUGAUCUACCCGUAGAAAAUGCUACCUUGUAUCUUAUUGCGGAUGGGAUCUUCUCUGCCAACAAGACGGACUAGUUGCUCGAAGAGUACACAACAAUUGGAGAAUACAAGUUUUCUCUGUUAUUU
This is a messenger RNA of Beta vulgaris subsp. vulgaris (sugar beet), 906 nucleotides long. RefSeq lists its product as uncharacterized. The record is from RefSeq and is a predicted model, not a curated record. The transcript has a single exon. Lineage: Eukaryota; Viridiplantae; Streptophyta; Magnoliopsida; Caryophyllales; Amaranthaceae. The coding region runs from base 305 to 760 and encodes 151 amino acids.